ACAGCGGUGGUGAUGUAUGUGGCUUGAGAGCAUAUUUAAGGCGACCCCUCACACAUCUAUCAACACACUCGUCUGACUUUGACACUCACUGGUCUCAUCACCGAUCACUUCUACCACCAAGACCCAAGAAGAAAACCAACAAUGUCCAGCAUCAUGAAAGUGCUCCUGCUCCUGGCUGCUGCGGUCUGCAUCUCUACAGCCAUGAUCAGAGAAUCCGGUCAGAACUGUCUGUGUCAGCGUACCCGUAAUGGCAUUGACGUGUCAAAGAUGAAGGAAAUCCAGAUCUACCAGCCCACCAGCUUCUGUAACAGACAGGAGAUUGUUGUCACCACCGACACAGAACGACUCUGCCUGAACCCCGAUUCGGAGGCAGUGAAAGCCCUCUUGCGUAAGAUCCUAAGGAACAAGAGAGCCGCCAUCAAACCAACCCAGUCCAGCUGAUUUCCCUUCGAACAGCAACAUGAAGCUCUGUUUCACUCCUCGGAUAAACACAUGACCUCUGACCCCCUCAGGACGGAAGCUUUAUUGAAUGUAGACGUGAAAUGAGUCCAACUUUUUGUUUAUUUAUCCUCUAUCCUAUCCUAUUUAUAUAGAUUUCUCUGUCUUGUCUUACUUUCUCUGACUUGUCUUGUGAACAGAUUUGAUAUUUUAUGUUUUUUUAUUCAUGUUUUUGUAACUUAACUUUUCUA
Limanda limanda (common dab) is the source of this 689-nucleotide messenger RNA. Its product is annotated as C-X-C motif chemokine 3-like. The record is from RefSeq and is a predicted model, not a curated record. The transcript has 4 exons. Bases 142 to 441 code for a protein of 99 amino acids. NCBI's taxonomy places the organism in Eukaryota, Metazoa, Chordata, Actinopteri, Pleuronectiformes, Pleuronectidae. Gene Ontology annotation, molecular function: chemokine activity; CXCR chemokine receptor binding. Gene Ontology annotation, biological process: antimicrobial humoral immune response mediated by antimicrobial peptide; cellular response to lipopolysaccharide; inflammatory response. Gene Ontology annotation, cellular component: extracellular region.